CUGUUGAUAAGAAAAUGUAAAAAAAAUUGGUAAAAAUUAUUUGAUGGGAAGAAAAUAUAAGAAAACAUGAUAAAAUUAACACUAUUAUAUUAAAAAUUGCUGUAAAAUAAAUAAAAGUCUACAAGUUGUGAUUGGCUAUUUUUUUUAACGGGACUAACAGUUGGAUUAAAAUAAGUGACGAUUUAAUAGUUUAGGUAUCAGUUCAGACCAAAAAAGUUUAGAUAGCAAUUGAGGAAACCCGUACAGUUUAGGUAUCAUUUUAUUGUUUAAGCCUUUUAAGUAUAACUUAAAGAUAUGCGUCAAUUUCUCAAUCUCUAAGUUAACAAUUUGCACAUCAAAUGUCUUUAGUUUUAUUUUGGUCACUUGACUAUUAAUAUUUUUUAUUUAGUGGCUUAACUUUUCAAAAUUAAAUAUUUUAUUCACUGUGAUGGAAAAUUGAUCUGGACACUUUAUUGAUCUACAUCAGUUUUUCGUCACUCAUCUAAUGACAAGUAAUAAAAAAAUUAUUAAAAUGUUUAAUUUUGAAAAGCUUAAUAAUUUAAACAAAAUACAUAAUUGUUGAGGUUAUUAAAAGAUAAAUGUUUAUGGGACGGGAAUGAAAGUAUUAAAAUUUCCUUUAUAUGGAAAAAGAACUAAUAAAUUUUUAGAGUUUGGAUUAUUGGAAAGAAAAUCAAAAUAAUUUAUAUUAGAAAAAAUAAAGCAAAAGCGAUCUAACGCUUUUCCCAUAAAUUACUAUUUUAUCCGAUUCGUUAUCCACAAGUUCGCGAAUUAUAGUUUUUACAGCAGAGGGAAACAAUAGUUGCUGCUUCCGAAAAGGAUCGUUUUCUAACAUGGAGUGCAAAGAAGGAACCGGGGAAACUGAUGCUGAGUCUGUACUCAUCUCCGAUUGGGCCGAGUUAACCCACGAGUGCCUCCUCAACAUCCUUUCCCGACUCACUUUCGAGCAGCGAUGGACCGGUCCUAUGUUUGUCUGCAAACCAUGGCUCAACGCCUGCAAGGAUCCCUCUCUCAACUCCGUCUUCGAUCUCGAAACUCGCUUCGAUUCCUCCUCCGAGUCAACCCGCUGGUGGACCCCCGAAUUCGAAAGACGAAUCGACUCCAUGCUCCGAUCGGUCAUCACCUGGAGCAACGGUAACCUAACCCAGAUCCUUACCCGUCACUGCUCCGAUCUCUCUCUCAAUUUCGCCGCUCAAAGGUGUCCAAAUCUCCAAGUUCUUUCCAUAAAAAGCUCUCCUCGCGUGACCGAUGCGUCGAUGGCUCAAAUAGCGUAUCAUUGUCGGAACCUUAAACAGCUCGACAUCAGUUACUGCUACGAAAUCUCACACGAAUCUUUAUCGUUAAUUGGUCGGAAUUGUCCCAAUUUGAAGAUCCUAAAACGGAAUUUGAUGAAUUGGUUGGACCCAUCGCAACACGUGGGAAUUGUUCCAGAUGAGUAUCUAAAUGCUUGUCCGCAAGAUGGAGAUACAGAGGCUGCUGUUAUUGCGAAAUUUAUGCCUCAAUUGGAACAUCUUGAAAUCAGAUUCUCGAAAUUGUCAGCUAAAGGAUUAGGUUCCAUUUGUGAAGGGUGUUCGCAACUGGAGCAUCUUGAUCUGUCUGGAUGUGCUAACUUAACCAGUCGGGACAUUCUGAACGCGACAUCAAAUCUGAAGGAUUUGAAGGAAGUGAAGAAGCCAAAUUUCUAUAUACCCAGGUCAGUUUUUCACACUGAGAGAUAUGGGCAUUGGAGGUUGUAUGAUGAGAGGUUUCAAACUGAUGUUUUUCGAAUCUAGGAGAAGGAAAAAAAACAGGAACCUGAUUUAUGUUCCUUGGCUUUACUAUUUGCGUGUUAAGAUGUUAUCAAUCAUAUAUUUAUGUCUGCUUGUAUGAUGGAUUGGUUUUCUUUUUGCUCAAUUUGUAUUAAUAUAGCACUUGUUUUCCUAUUA
Molecule: messenger RNA, 1922 nt
Organism: Gossypium arboreum
Lineage: Eukaryota; Viridiplantae; Streptophyta; Magnoliopsida; Malvales; Malvaceae
Product: F-box protein SKIP1
Exons: 2
Coding region: 831-1769 (312 amino acids)
Biological process (GO): SCF-dependent proteasomal ubiquitin-dependent protein catabolic process
Cellular component (GO): SCF ubiquitin ligase complex
Molecular function (GO): protein binding
Source: RefSeq, a predicted model, not a curated record